AUGAUACUGCUUCUUCUGCAGCUCCAGUUUUGUUUGUCCAUAGCAGCAGCAGCUUGCAUCCAAAAGGAGCGUGAAGCUCUUCUUCAAUUCAAGAAUAGUUUCUAUAAAGAUCCUUCUCAUCGCUUGGCUUCGUGGAAUAAUGGAACUGAUUGCUGUAAUUGGAAAGGAGUGGGUUGCAAUCAAAUUACUGGACAUGUUACUAUCAUUGAUCUUCGAUUGGAUAUUGAUCAGGUCGGCUUCCGCAUAGCACCUUUAUAUAGCAAUAAUUCCAUUCAUUCUAGUUUUCUUGAGUUGAAAUACUUAAAUUAUUUGGAUUUGAGUGGGAACGACUUCAACUAUACUCAAAUCCCCAACUUUUUAGGUUCGAUGGUUGAAUUAACAUAUCUUAAUCUUUCUCGUACAUUCUUUUCGAACAAAAUUUCUCCUCAUUUAGGAAAUCUUACUAAAUUGGAGACUCUUGAUAUAUCAUUUAAUUUGCUAGAAACUAAUGGUGAUGUUGAAUGGAUACCUCAUCUUUCAUCCUUAAAGUUCCUUUCCUUGAGAGGGAUGGACUUUUCCAACACUUCAAGUUUGAUGCAAGUCCUAAAUUAUCUUCCUUUGUUGGUGUCUUUGAGAUUGAAUUAUUGUAACCUUCAAAACAUCCAUUUCUCUUCAAGUUCUUGGUUGAAUUAUUCAUCAUUUCUUUCUAGAAUUCAACUUCUAGACUUAUCUUCCAAUAAGUUAAAUGGUCAAAUUCCUAAGGCUUUUCAGAAUAUGACUUCUUUGAAAUAUCUAGACCUUUCAAAUAAUCAGUUCAAUUCUAUUUUUGAAGGUGGAAUUUCUACCUUCAUUAAAAAUAAUUUUGGCCUAAAAGUACUUGAUUUAUCGUUUAACAUUAAUCUUGGUGGAGAUGUGUUUGGAAGUCGUUAUGGGAAUCAAUCUACGGGUUGCAAUCUUCAAGUGCUUAACUUAGGAUAUACAUCUUUUAAAACCAAAAUUCCUGAUUGGUUGGGGAAGUUCAAAAACAUGAAGUCACUUGAUCUUGAAGAUAGUCAGAUUUAUGGUCCAAUUCCGGCUUCACUUGGAAAUUUAUCAAGCCUUGAAUAUUUAGAUCUAUCGAGGAAUGCUUUAACUGGAACAAUUCCAACCGCAUUUGGAAGAUUAUUGAACUUGAGAAAAUUAUAUCUACAAGAAAAUGGACUAAUGGAGGUGGGCCACGAAUGUUUUGCCCAACUUGAGAAGUUGGAGGAAUUAGACAUAUCAAGAAACUUGCUCAAAGGCAUUCUUACAGAAUUUCAUUUUGCCAAUCUCUAUCAGUUGCAUAUCUUAAGUAUUGGCUACAAUGAGCUUCUUCAAUUGGACAUGAAAUCUAAUUGGAAUCCUCCCUUUCAAUUACAAGUCUUUGAUGCUUCAUCAUGUAUCGGUUGUGUUAGGAGUGAGUUUCCUCAAUGGCUUCAGACCCAAAAAAGAUUGGUUGAAUUAUGGUUAUCCAACACAAGUCUCUCAAUUAGUUGCAUACCAACAUGGUUUCAACCACAGAAUCUCACCGAUUUGGAUCUCUCGCACAACAAAAUGGCAGGACCAUUUUUUACUACCAUUGUCAAUCAAAUGCCCAAUUUGAGACGGUUGUUUCUCAAUGAUAAUCUUAUCAAUGAUUCUUUAUUAUCUCCACUCUGUCAAUUGAAGAAUUUGGACACUUUGGAUCUUUCAAACAAUUGGCUAUCUGGAAUCGUUCAAGGUUGUUUGUUGACUUCAAAUUUGUUUGCUUUGGAUUUAUCAUCUAACAACUUUUCAGGGACCUUUCCUUAUUCACAUGGAAAUGAUCUUUCUCGUAUUGAAGUACUAUAUUUGAGAAACAAUAAUUUUGAGGGAUCCAUGCCAAUUAUAUUGAAAAAAUCCAAAUUUUUGGAAACUUUAGAUCUUAAGGGAAACAAAUUCUCUGGAAACAUACCCACAUGGAUAGGGGAUAAACUUGAACGUUUGAAAAUUCUAAUACUGCGAAGUAAUUUGUUCAAUGGUACUAUUCCUUCAAGCAUAUGCAAUCUUACUGACUUGCAAAUUUUGGAUCUAGCGCACAACCAAUUUGAUGGAAUUGUCCCGUCAAAGCUCAGUAAUUUCAACGUAAUGACAAGAAAAGAUACUGAUGGAUUCCCUGCUAUUUGUAGGAAUGGUAAUCUCGACCAUGGAGUAGUAUGCAUUGAUGGUGGAAAAUAUAUGGUACAAUCAAUCAAAUCAAGUUAUUUCAAUUACUCCAUGAUACGUUUAACGUUAAUGGUGAGUAUAGAUCUAUCCAAUAACUCUCUAGUAGGUUUCAUACCAAGUGAGAUAACAAAGCUUAAAAGGUUGAUUGGAUUGAAUUUGUCCCACAACAAUAUUAUCGGGAUAGUUCCUGCUGAAAUUGGAGAAAUGGAGUCAUUAGAAUCACUUGACCUAUCUUUCAAUCAGCUUUCUGGGCCAAUUCCUCUUAGCUUAUCAAAAUUAAAUUCAUUAGGCACGUUGAAGUUGUCCCACAACAAUUUCUCAGGCAACAUUCCUCGAGAGGGUCAUCUCUCCACAUUCAAUGAAGCUUCAAGUUUUGACAAUAAUUCAUAUCUUUGUGGGGAUCCACUUCCAAUAAAAUGUGUGAUUGAAAAUUCAUCUGAACUGCCGUUCAAUAAAAUUGACAACCAAGACCAAGACGAAGAUAAAUGGGAGAAGUGGUUGCUUUACAUUUCGAUAAUUGUUGGAUUUAUAGUUGGAUUUUGGGGAGCAGUUGGAAGUUUAAUAUUGAAGAAGAGUUGGAGAUAUGCUUAUUUCAAGUAUGGAGAGGAGGCUUAUUUCAAGGUUCAUGCAACAAUCUGGAGGAGCAUAGAAAUGCUUAAAGGAAUGUGCAUUAGCAAACGAAUUUGGUAA
Molecule: messenger RNA, 2871 nt
Organism: Cucumis melo (muskmelon)
Lineage: Eukaryota; Viridiplantae; Streptophyta; Magnoliopsida; Cucurbitales; Cucurbitaceae
Product: receptor-like protein EIX2
Exons: 1
Coding region: 1-2871 (956 amino acids)
Molecular function (GO): protein binding
Source: RefSeq, a predicted model, not a curated record